GACAGUUUUCCGGCUCGCCUUGCGAAGAUAAGAAUGAUAUAUGUGAUCAUCGUCUCUAUUCUUUCAGUAGCAGCAGCAAACUUCGAUCAUCCUGGCAGGCCAACUAUAGAUGACUUCAAAGAGUUUUAUCAAGUAGGCCAAAUAACUUAUUUAGUGAAGAGGACCUAUCUUUCUAAAGUUAACGGCGACCAAGAUCCUAAAUGCAUUUACAACAAAGUGCACAAUUUGACUAACAAUCUCCUAAAGAUGUACCAAAGUUAUACAUAUGAUGCUCCUGGGUACAGUUCGGUGUCGUUAAGCUACCCAGUAGACGUAAAGUUUUCCAGAGCAACUGGCUAUGAUGUUGCCCCUUUGAUGAAAGCUGAUGGAUCUGUAGUACCUCCAAUGAAAAGAGAGUACCGCUUUCAUUACCAUGACCCCAAAGCCCAUUGUGCUGUUCUCACAUUCAAAGACUACUCAGGCACCCUCCGAUGUGAACUCCAUACAUGGAAAGACACGGCAUCAUACAAGCUUUAUGGAAACUGCCAAAACGAAUACGACUACCAGUGCCCUGGACGCAAAAGUUACAGCAUCUAUUUGACACACUGUCCGAACGCAGUAUGAGUAUCAAUACAAUAAACACUAGAAUAUGAGCAAUCUAAAAUAAACAUGCGUUGUAUUGCACCCAUAUUUUUCUAAUAUUG
Molecule: messenger RNA, 683 nt
Organism: Rhipicephalus sanguineus (brown dog tick)
Lineage: Eukaryota; Metazoa; Arthropoda; Arachnida; Ixodida; Ixodidae
Exons: 5
Coding region: 34-603 (189 amino acids)
Biological process (GO): symbiont-mediated perturbation of host defenses
Molecular function (GO): amine binding
Source: RefSeq, a predicted model, not a curated record